Fonsecaea nubica is the source of this 1161-nucleotide messenger RNA. RefSeq lists its product as hypothetical. Bases 1 to 1161 code for a protein of 386 amino acids. Lineage: Eukaryota; Fungi; Ascomycota; Eurotiomycetes; Chaetothyriales; Herpotrichiellaceae. The transcript is spliced from 3 exons. The record is from RefSeq and is a predicted model, not a curated record.
AUGACGUCUCAAACUUACAGUAACCAACGGGGCCUCGACCAGCCCGAUUUAGAGCGACAAGGGGGACAGUCUCGAGUUGUCUCGGUCGGCAGGAGAUGGAGUGUCUGGUUUCGACUGCUAGCAAAGCGAGCCAGAAACGAUGCACCAACCGAAGACAUGAAUGCGAGAUCGCCGGACGGCGCCACACGACCGUCGACUCUGAGAAUUCCCCUCAAAAAUCGAAGAACAAAACAGUGCUGCUUUUUAUGCAUGAGGAACAGAGACGGCGCGUUUGCCAUUGCUGUACCCUGCCUCAAACCGAUUCAAUACGGCCGACCCUUUGCCACUCCUGUAAUCUUCGAAGAUGAUGCACAAGAACCAGAUGUUGGUGAUGCAGGAUCGGAAGAGGCCCAGACGGAGAGCGACACUGCAGACGAGACAGACGAGAGUGACGCUGCAGUUUUUGAGAGGCUCCAACAAGAAUGUCUGAAGCAACAGGGUACUUGGAAGAAGUGGCUUCCAUACUACGGAAUUACAAAGGUUGAAGAAGUCAAAUUUGAAGUUACUGGAGUUGUCCAGAAGGACAAGGUGUUCUCAAUCAUCGUGAACCCCUGGGACCUGAAAACGAUUGAAGAAGGUCUAGAUAGCACCAUCUCCAUGGUCGCAGGUGUUCUUGAGUGUGAAGAUGCCUCGGGCGAUAUCUGUUGCGGGGACGAACAUAGCAGAUACUGUACCGGUCUAAUGGAUGCUGGUGAGGACUGGAAGUGCGUCAAAGACCGCAUUCGCGAUGCCAGGCUUCUCAAGAAGAAGCUUCGAAUGCUCGAUCUUCUAACAAAGUGUGGGCGGGACCCCCAGAAGGCGAAUGGACUGGGACUACUCGAAGGAAUGGCUGGGUCGGAAUGGAUAUACGAAUUCAAUGGACCAUACGGCGUCAUGGAUUCUCUUGAUGAUCAGCCAUUUGACCGGACCAACGAGUUUUGUGGCCUGAUGUACACGGUGGGAUGGCAGAUGGAUCGGCUGAAAUAUGAGCUGGCACCACGAGCCGCUUGGUGUUGGCUGGUGUUCGCCGUCGUGUGGCUUUGCGUCGCACUGUGGGGUGGUAUGGGAGGACAUUGGAAUAUGCCGUUCGCGUUUGGGCAGCUCGUCGUCGCCAGCGUUGUACUUCUCGCUGUCCCGCACUAG